AUGGCGAACACGCGACUGAUCGACACCCUACCAGUCCACUCUCGAAGGGCGAAAGAACUGCAGGUACUCUGCCUAGGGUUCAGCAGAACAGGAACACUGUCCUUAAAAAAAGCGCUCAUCAAGCUCGGAUACCGGCCAUAUCAUAUGUCGGAAGCGUUGAUAGCCACAAUACGACGAGAGCGGCACCUACAACUCUGGGAUGAAGCAUUGAAGGCAAAGUUUGAAGGCCAAGGCAAGCCUUUCACUCAAGAAGAUUUCGAUAAGUUCCUUGGGGACUUUGAUGUGCUGGAAGACAUCCCCAGCAUUUUGUUUGCCGACGAGUUCCUGGCCAUGUAUCCGAACGCAAAAGUGAUUCUCACUAAUAGGGAUGUGACAAGUUGGCUAGCGUCUAUGGACAAAACCUUCUCGACGAUCUUGACUUGGAAGACACUGCCAUUUCUUUGUGCACGAGAUCCGGUGUUAUGGGGCCCUUACGUGAACCUCGUCAACAAGAUCAUGGCCAAAUGGACGAAGGGUGAUCCCCGGGAUCGCGAAGCUCUUCGUGAGACAUUCUUGGAGCACUACCAAAAUGUCCGGUCCAGGGUUCCCAAGGAAAAGUUGCUUGAGUUCAAGUCGCAAGACGGAUGGGGACCACUGUGCAAGUUCUUGGGAAAGCCAGCACCGGAGGAGCCGUAUCCUAGGGCAAAUGAUGCGCAGUAUACUGUGAAGCUCCAUAAUUACUUGUACUGGGCGACAUUGUGGAAGCUGUAUUCAAAGCUAGGGGCCGCAUUCGGUGUUGGUUGCAUAGCUACAGGAGUAGGUUACUGGCUAUAUGGAUGAAGGGUUGG
This is a messenger RNA of Lindgomyces ingoldianus, 827 nucleotides long. Its product is annotated as NAD dependent epimerase/dehydratase. The record is from RefSeq and is a predicted model, not a curated record. The coding region runs from base 1 to 819 and encodes 272 amino acids. The transcript is spliced from 4 exons. NCBI's taxonomy places the organism in Eukaryota, Fungi, Ascomycota, Dothideomycetes, Pleosporales, Lindgomycetaceae.